GGUCCGGGGAUAUUUGCAGCAGCCUGGCGCACAUCCCUCACCUGCCUCAGCUCCUCUCCUCCGAGUCAGUGCUGCACACAUCCUGUUUGAGAGGGAGAGGCGAAGGAGGUAGAGAAUCAACAGAACAGACUUCUUAGUCCAAUUUAGUCAACUUUUAUAUACAUUUGUAUUUUAUUUUGAAAGACUUUCCUGGCGAUUUUUCCACAGACUGAUGGUAUUUUCUUUAAAGGUGUAUUUUGACCCUACUUGUGGGAGCUGAAAUGAAGGUGCGCCUGAACGCAACAUUUUUAACGUUGUUCAUAUACGGAUUUUUGUUGGCACCUUAAUUAAGUCUAUAGUUUUAAAGUUGUAGCCUACCUUAGCGUCAUUGGAGGCGUUUGGCUAAAGGACGUCAAUCCAGUGCCAAAUUGUUGAACAGGAGAAAGAAGUUCUCCGCUUGAAGCGUUGGAUUUAUGUGAACUAAAACAAGAAGUCGUCACUAAGAAAAUAAUCUGGAUUCCGUGAUGUGUGUUUGAAAGUUUCCCCGAUCCGAAUUAAUUUCGUUCGGACAGGGGGGGACUUUAAUGGAUUUUUUAUGUGGGACCCGCUAGGAUGGACGUGGUAGAUGAAACAGAAGCGUUACAGAGAUUCUUUGAAGGUGCUUUGAUCUCAAGGACAUCAACAUGCUUUGGCUACGCGCAGGUCAUGAUAUUAUCAGUUCUCUGGAGCCAGCCAACAUCGACACAAGUAUCCUGGAAGAGUACAUCAGCAAGGAGGACGAUAGCACUGACAUCUGUUUCUCAGAGGUCCACAGCACCCCAGGACCAAAUUACUCAUCUCCCCAGGCAGGAGUGUCCUCCUCUGGGGGGUUGGUGUGUGGUGUGAGCCCCCCUAUUCCACUGCGCCAAGGAGCCCCUCCGCCUGGGCCUCCUAACUGUCAGAACGCCUACCCCCCAGGUCCAUCCCUGGGCCUCCGACACAACUACCUCUGCCUGGGACAGCCGCAGCAACACCAGCAGCAGCAACAACAGCAGCAGGCUCACAUCAAGCCUGAGCACAGGGGCCACUACGCUCCAGGGACACUACCUGAGUCCCCCCCAGACUCCAGCUCAGAGCCAUACUCUCCACAGCAGGUGAAUGAUCCUCACAUGAUCCGGACCAUGACACCAGAGAACAUGUGUCACAUGACUCCAACGCCACCCCUCCCACCACACGGGCACUAUCCCAGCAUGCAUCGGGACAUGUACCUGAAGCCUGAGUCAAUGAUAUCACAGUAUCCCAUUGGUCCAGCCACAAGCGGAAGUGGAGACAUGCAGCAGACUCAGAUGCUCCAUCAGCUACUGCAGCAUCCACAGGGGCAGGACAGCAUCCCUGUUCACCAGGCCAAGAAGAGGAAGCACUCUGACUCUCCCAACAGCACCCUCAAUUCCCAAAUCCUCACAGGUAUCAUCAAACAAGAACCAGGUUUAAUGCAGGAUUCGGACAACUCCUACCUGGACCCUAACUAUCAGUGCAUUAAGUGGCAGCCUCACCAGCAGAACAAGUGGACACCACUGUAUGACGCAAACUGCAAAGAGCUUCCAAUGCCAACCUACCGUGUUGAUGCUGACAAGGGCUUCAACUUCUCCUUGGCUGAUGAUGCUUUUGUUUGCCAGAAGAAGAAUCAUUUCCAGGUCACAGUAUACAUAGGCAUGCUGGGAGAUCCCAAGUACAUCAAGACAAGUGAUGGCCUGCAGCCCAUUGACUGUUUCUAUCUCAAACUCAACGGCGUAAAGGUGGAGGCUGUCAAUCAGUCUAUCAGUGUGGAGCAGUCACAGUCGGACCGUAGCAAGAGACCUUUCAAGCCAGUGAUGGUCACCCUGCCCUCAGAGCAGGUCACAAAGGUCACAGUGGGGAGGCUCCACUUCAGCGAGACCACUGCAAAUAACAUGAGGAAGAAGGGCAAGCCCAACCCUGACCAGAGGUAUUUUAUGCUGGUGGUGGCGCUGCAUGCUCAGUCCCACAGUCAGAGCUACACUGUGGCUGCCCAAGCAUCCGAGAGGAUCAUCGUCAGGGUAACGUCUGGCCAUGCAUCCAACCCAGGCCAGUUUGAAAGUGACAGCGAGGUGCUGUGGCAGCGUGGCCAACUGCCCGACUCAGUCUACCACCACGGGAGAGUUGGCAUCAACACCGACCGGCCGGAUGAAGCACUUGUUGUCCAUGGCAACCUGAAGGUCAUGGGCUCUCUGGUACACCCGUCUGACAUCAGGGCCAAAGAAAAUGUCCAGGAGGUCAACACCACAGACAAUUUGAAACGGAUUUCUCAGAUGAGGCUUGUCCAUUAUCAAUACAAGCCUGAGUUUGCUGCCACCGUGGGCAUAGAGAACACUGCAGAGACUGGAGUGAUCGCUCAAGAGGUCCAGCAAAUCUUGCCUGAAGCAGUGAAGGAGGGCGGUGAUGUGGUGUGCGCCAAUGGAGAAACUAUCCCCAACCUGUUAGUGGUCAACAAGGACCUUAUCUUCAUGGAGAACGUGGGAGCGGUGAAGGAGCUGUGUAAGCUCACAGACAACCUGGAGACUCGUAUAGAUGAACUGGAGCGCUGGAGCCGAAAACUGGCCAAGCUACGUCGUCUUGACAGCAUGAAGAGCACCGUGAGUGGAAGUACUGUCAGCCAAUCAGGGAGUUAUUUCAGCAGAACGGGAAGUGGCGCACUCAGGAAGAAGACAGUCAAACCUGGGAGCAAGAAUUCGGCUCCAGAUCAAGGCUGCAUCAGCCAGAGGUUCAUGCAGGGAGCCAUUCUGGCACUGGUCAUUGUCAUGGCCUUCAGUGUCAUUUCCAUGUCCGUCCUUUAUGUGUUAACUCUUCACCAUAGAGGCGACGUCACAGAGAAAGAUGGCUAUGUUCCUCCCUGUGUUCUCUACAUCUCUUGGAUGCCCAUCUUCACUGCCACAGUAACUUUCUGUUCACCUGUCUGCCCAUGGUCCAGAGCUGCACUGGGAUCCUCACGUAGGAGUCCAUAUACCCCACUGUCCACCACCCCUGCACCAACUUGUUGUUCAACUACAGCCAUAAGCAACCAAUCAGCUAUAGAUUUGAUAUUGAAUAACAACCAAUCCACACCAGAUUUAGGCAGCCUGGUUCCCACACCAGGAACUAUGAUCAAGAAGGCCAAGUCCAGACCAGUGGACAAGGAUGGCCGCAAUAGAAACCGUUUGAGUCACACCUCAGCACCUUUGUACUUUGCCAAGGCUAAAAGGCCGGCACCUACAGACCUGGACGGAGUGGGAGCUACCAACCGUCUGCCCCCGGGUCAGCCGUCACUGCCACGCAGACAACGCAGCCUACACACAAAGGGAGGAAAGUCAGCUCCCUCUCUGACUAGUCUACAUAUCGUGGAGACAAACCAAGAGAUCACAGCAAAAAGUUGUGCAACACCAGAAAGCUGCAGCUAUACGGUAUCACUCCAUGGAAACAGAAAUUCCUCCAUCUCACAAAUCACUUUGCACAUGACGUCCAUGAACAGUGUGUGGGUACGACAAUGUGGAGCCACCAAGGGACGUUUAUGCCCCAACCACACAGAGACAGAGCUCUAUGGGGGACAGAGUACAUCAACAAAGGGGACUCAUCACCUUUGGUCAGUGCCCAUGCUGUCCUUCCAGGACAUCACCUAUCACUUCCGUGUCUCCCUGUCCAGUGAGGCGGGAUGUUCCACAGAAGGAGACACCUCAUCAUACUCCGACUACCAUUUUAUCUUUCAAAGCAGCUGUGUGUGAGAAGGAAGAUGUGUCCCGGUGCCUUUACAAUACACCACAUUUGUGGUUUCAUUUGUAAGAUGUUAUAGGAUAGGAUUUUGUCUUAUUAUUGUACGCUAUUUUUAAAGAUAUUCCUACAGAACAAACUAUAUACCACUGUCCCUGUUACUGUUAUCCUCCACAUGGA
Messenger RNA from Etheostoma cragini (Arkansas darter), 3897 nucleotides. RefSeq names its product myelin regulatory factor (gene myrf). The record is from RefSeq and is a predicted model, not a curated record. Lineage: Eukaryota; Metazoa; Chordata; Actinopteri; Perciformes; Percidae. Gene Ontology annotation, cellular component: endoplasmic reticulum membrane; nucleus. The transcript is spliced from 28 exons. Bases 663 to 3731 code for a protein of 1022 amino acids. Gene Ontology annotation, molecular function: DNA-binding transcription factor activity; sequence-specific DNA binding. Gene Ontology annotation, biological process: central nervous system myelin maintenance; positive regulation of DNA-templated transcription; protein autoprocessing.